This is a messenger RNA of Morchella sextelata, 2499 nucleotides long. RefSeq lists its product as uncharacterized. Lineage: Eukaryota; Fungi; Ascomycota; Pezizomycetes; Pezizales; Morchellaceae. The record is from RefSeq and is a predicted model, not a curated record. The transcript has 3 exons. The coding region runs from base 1 to 2499 and encodes 832 amino acids.
AUGGCCACCACCGCGCAGCCUUCGCACACUCGCGACUUGUCAAUUACAAGAUUGGAAUGCGACAUUAACCCCAAUUUCUCUUUCCCAGUGCCUCACACAAGGUCUCAGUCGCUUCUUCCGACUCUCACGUUCCCUCAGAUGGCAUCAAAUAACUCAUUAUAUCCCCCUCGACGUGGCUCAGUACCGCCUAGCAGCACUGGACCUUUGGUUUCUUUGAACAACAACCGACCAAAGUCGAGUUCUUCCGGAUACACUCUUUCCUCGGUUUCGUCAAAGCAGUCAAACGAGCGACCUACACUUACAGGAGGACUCAGACCCGGUCACAGGACAAUUGCCAGCGGAACAGUGCCAACAAUCGUUAACGCGAGCAUCAGCCCAGCAGGAGGUUCAAGGGAGGGAGGUCACCAGCGUGCAGGAAGUGAGAUGAUUGGAGGACCGCCUCUUAUGGCUACAAGGAAGGAGGAUCUCAUUCAGGUCCCAGGCACAUUAACUGAGAGGGCUAGGCCAUUCGUACCGCUUCCCCCAAGUGGAGUUCGCAGAGGUCACGCCCAUCGCAGGUCCGGGGCAAUCUCGAGCGGCGAUGUGUGGAGUCUUUUGAGCCAGAGUGCACCGAGUCUGCCGUUGGCGUGCACUGGUGGUGCUGGAAACCAGGGUGGUGCUGUUGAUGCUAGCGCUCAACCGAAAGGUAACGCAGGCUCCAGCCCCCUUUUGAGUAAGAGUGCUCCUGUGAGCCCUGGCUUUACAGUUCCUUCUCCUCUCCCUUCACCAGCUGUCCCUGUUGUUGAGUCUAUGGGGUCCGAGUCUGGAAUCCCCAGUGCUCCUGUCGCCGCUGGUCACUCAGCAAAGGAUAGCAUCAGCAGCAUUGCUACUGUUAUCAAAGCGCCAGUUGUAGCUCUCCCACCUAUCAACACCACAAUGGAUGCCCCUGCAGCUGGCCGACGACCACACGGGCGAACAAGAAGCAACUCGCAAACCUUGAACUUGCCAACUGCCGCAUUGAGGGCUACUAGCGACCGACCUUCAACUGCAGGGGCUAUCUUAUCGUCCCCUGUUCUCAAGACUGCCCCGGAAAACUUCCCUGAAACCGCUCCUUCGCUUAAACGCCCCGCUGCCGCCUCUCCUUCUAUUGACAGUGCUGAAAGCUCACCAACCAAGCCGGCUCAAAAGAAGACCCAUAAAAAGGCUCUUAGUGAUUACUCACCUCUUGUUGGAAAGGCACCGUUUAGUAAACAUGAGAGUAUGUCUGCCGAUGAGCAAACCACCGACAAGAAAAAGAAGAAGAAGAAGGGCAAGAAGCAGAUCAAGAACUGGGCAGGUACAAUUCUCGGCAAGGGCAAAGGUCUCCGUCACACCACUAAGCGCCAGUCAUUGAGAGCACCUACACCGCCAGUACCUGGGUCAGAAAACCAAGUGCCUGGUGAAAAUGAAUGGAUUACCGCAGCGUGGAACGAGAACUACGUUCUCAUGGCUGUGGAUGACUCUGUUCACCCUGCUUCUAGCACUGAGAGCAUCGUCAUUGCGGAGACUACAGAAGGUCCCGUUAUCGAUUUGGACGCGGCCCUGAAGCCAUUCAAGACACCGGUUGGGCCUGCUGCUGGAUUCGCUGCAGCAAGGACAAGAAGGAUGCAUUCUGCGGUUGGAUUGAAGACAAAUGGAUACUUCCACCGACGAAGCGAGAGUAUGCCAGAGAUGACUCUCUUUUCUUUGGAGGAGGGUGAUGAUGAUGGCCACAUGGAUGACGUGUCUGAGGAGGACGAGAGUGAGGAAAGCGAGAGUGAGGAUGAGGAAGGCAAAGGUGAGGGACUUGGCAUUGGGAUCAAGGUUGUUGACGAGGCCGAUGGCGCGAACUGGCAAGAGGGGAUUGAGAUGGAGUGGGGUUCUGAGGAUGCUGGUGACGAGAGGAGCAUGAGGAGAAACAGUGAGCCGGAGAGUGAGGAUUCAUGGCACGCGCACCGAGCGUCGUUGUCGGUAUCCGUGGCCACUGUCAAGGCUGUCCGCAGUAUCUCUUCCAUGAACUCAUCAACAACAGAUUCCAACGUGGAGUCAGUGUCAAUCUCACCACGCAAAGGUGCUCCAGCCGAUAUCAUUACUUCGUCGUCUGUCUCCACCAUCACUGGAUCAAGCCCAUUCCUUUGCCCUCAUCCCUCAACGAACCCCCCUGACUCUCCUCUUACAUUUGUCACUGCAACAUCGAACCCCAAUACACCAGUCUUGUCAGAUUUCGCCACAGACUACGCAGACUCUGCAACAAGCUUUGACACCUACUCGGACUUCCUUGGUGAACCUGGCCCAGAGAUGAGGAUGAGCGUGGAUGACGUCCCUAGCCUCACUAGCUCAUCAAGCACAAUGACCAUGAGUGGCAUCUACCACAACAUGCCCGCAACGCCGGUUCUAGGAAGUGUAGGCAGCCUGCCCAUACCACCAGUCAAGGAAGGGAAGGAAAAGAAGGAAGGAAAAUCAAAAAGGUGGAGCAAAGUGUUCACCUUUUGGAAAAAAUAA